UUAGUCACGAGUUUGUUGACAUCUGACUGGCAAGGGGCUGAGAAAUGUAGAUUGCUUGCUAUUGCUUAGUUCUCAUUGAUACCAAGACAAUUGUGGCUUGCGGUAUGGAUAUGUUGAAGCAAACAAAUAGCGUUUCGCUGGGACUUUAGGAUAUACUUAACAUACUAACGUACAGAUACUAGUUUGUGUUCCAACAUGAUCAGCUUGCUCACGCAGGCUAACUGACGAACAGACUGAAAGCUAGUAUUAGCUAUUCCUUGUUAGAUAGCGUGAAGUUCUGGGUCUGCACGCUAGCGAGCUAAACAGAACAAAUUGAAAUGCUUUAAAACUUGGAUAACACUCAAUGGUUUGUGUCGUCUUUCUGUUUGCCAAAUAAUGUUCACUCGCUUCAACGUAGUAGAGAGCUAGUCGGCUUAUCUAGUCAAUGUGUUUGCUGGAAACCUGUCUGUAAUAGUUAAGAUCUUAUUACCACCGACUGGUAACGUUAAGCAAAAGUUCCGUUUUUCAUGACCAUUUCGGUUUGGUUUACACUCCCCUGACAAACUACUUGCUAAUUUUAACUGCGAGGUUGCUUAUGCUUGCAACAAAAGUGGACAGCUGUACUGACCCAUAACUUCAGCGGAAUGGGAAAGAAAUUCCAACGCAAAUCCAAUAAUCAAGAAGCACUUAGGCUGAAUGGGCUGAUGUGUAAGGUUGGCAAUGAAUUUAAAACUAGUUGUUACUUCGUUCGGUCUGCUUUGGCAGCUGCCACACUACAGGGUUAAGUUGGUAAUUUACAGUUGGUUAGCGUUCUAGUUGUCUAUGAACUUGGAAAAAAUUGAGACUUUCAUCCAGUUUUGUAGGUAGCCUAUUUAAAGAAAACCUCUUCAUAAAUGACAACCGUGGGUAGACUUGCUGGACAGCGUUCAUUGUAGCUAGUGAAAGCAACGAAUAGUGUCCAAUUCACAGACGCACUAUCCACUGGAAAUCAGCUGACAUCCGCUGGCGGCCAAGGAGACCAAGUCAUGGAUCAGCUCAAAGUCAAAGACCGAAUACUGGAAAAUAUCUCUCUGUCGGUGAAGAAGCUGCAGAGUUACUUUGCUGCCUGCGAAGAUGAAACCCCAGCCAUUCGUAACCAUGACCGUGUUUUACAACGCCUCUGUGAACACCUGGACCAUGCCUUGCUCUAUGGGCUCCAGGACAUCUCCUUAGGAUACUGGGUCCUUGUCCUACACUUCACACGCAGAGAAGCUGUGCGGCAGAUAGAGGAGCUCAAGCAUAUAGCUACCAACCUUGGCCGCAGUCGUGCUUGGCUGUACCUGGCCCUCAGCGAGAGUUCGUUAGAAAGCUACCUCCGCCUUUUCCAAGAGAACCAGGCUCUGCUGCAGAAAUAUUACUUUAAAAAUGCAUUGGUGUGCAGCCAUGACCACCUUACCCUUUUUGUCACAUUGGUCUCUGGACUGGAGUUUAUCCGGUUUGACCUAGAACUGGAUGUCCCCUAUCUAGACGUAGCCCCCUACAUGCCUGAAUACUACAAGCCACAGAAUCUUCUGGACUUUGAGGAGAGGUUGCCUAGUUCGGACAGUUUGUCGCUCCACUCCUUCACAUCCCUCACCUCGACCAAUCUGGAGUGGGAUGACAGUGCCAUUGCCCCGUCCAGCGAAGUGAUUAUUUCAAAAACAGCGCAACAGCACUGUCCAGUUAGAUGUGAGAUUCAGAGAUAUUCAGAGGGGGACCUGACCGACCCAGUUAGCGCACCCCGCUCCACCGUGUCUGACCCGCAAACCGUGGUCUACGACUCCGGAGUGGUCCGAUCCACGGGGCCCCCGUCCAGAACCACCUCGCUCUCACACAGCCCCACCUUCCGGCACAACCCGUUCAAUGAGGACUCGGACACCAACACCUCGGCCGACGUGACGCCGGUGCACAGCAGGCACGAGGCCGCCACGGGCGAUGACACCGAGAGCACCAGCACCGAACUGGAAGUAAUCCGAUUGGCCCGGCGAAGGAAGCCAGCCAAGAAGCGGCGUGGGAAGGAGUCCACAGGCUCUGUGAGCAGCAUACAGAAUAUGUCCUCUGCAGAACUGGGGGAGGUUGAGGAGGGACAUCUGUCUGGGGCCAUGAGGGGUCAGGAAACAGACCCCCAUACUGGAGACAGCUGGAGUGCCUCCGAGGGCCAGGACGGGCUGGGGUCAGACACUACGCGGAGGAAGAGCAAGGAAGACGGAGAUGAAGAAGAUCCCGAGGCCCUGUUGCGGCUCCCCGAGAUGACGGACACCUCCAUGGACAGUGUGGGCCAGCCCCUGUGUGACGUCAUGGACCGGCUGAACGGCACCCUGGAUCGAGAGAGCUGGGAGAGAGGGGAGGAAGAAAAGGAAGGGGUGGACGAAGACGCGGUCGAAGGCAGAGGGAGGAGAGGCUCGUCCGGCCACCCCGGCACCAAAGCAGCGGCGCCACCUCCCCUGCAGCAGCCCUUUCGGGACGAUUCGGGGGGUGAGCCACCAGACCCUGUGGGCCAGCCUGGCCCUCUGGCCCACAGCCCUAGCUUCCUGCAGGCCCCCCCGGCCCCCGCAGACUUCUACUGCUUUACCCCUCACAGUCCGGACCCUGCUGCCGCAAGUGGUGGCUACCAUGACUUUGCAGGGGAUGGCCAGCCACCGUCUCUUCCUGGUGGCCAUGAGGCUGAGGGAGAGGCAGAGGCACCAGCGCCACAGCACGCCCACAGCCACGCCAUAGAGGGGGAGGAGACAGGGGCAGAGGAGGCCCCCAUUCUGGAGAAUGGACUUCCUCCUGAUGAAGAGGAUGAGGAGCAGGGCGAGGAGCACCCCAGUCCCACAGAGUGCUCCCAUCCAGCAGAAUUCAGCGUGGACAACAAUCACCUGCUCCUGCUCAUGAUUCAUGUCUUCAGAGAGAAUGAGGAGCAACUCUUUAAGAUGGCGAGAAUGAGCACGGGACACAUGGAGGGGGACCUUCAGGCCCUCUACCUGCUGCUGACAGACUGCUACAUCUAUCUGCUGCGCAAAGGGGCUGCAGAGAAGCCUUAUAUGGUUGAAGAAGCUGUGUCAUACAAUGAGCUGGACUAUGUCUCUGUGGGGUUGGACCAGCAGACAGUUACACUGGUGUGCACAAACAGGAGAAGACAGUUUCUGCUAGAUACAGGAGAUUCAUCCUUGACUGUCUGGUUUCUUAACAUUCUGAGGUCGGCCAUGAUAAACGGCUGUCGAGAGCCUCCCUACCCCUCGGUUCUCACGGAUGCCACCAUGGAGAAACUGGCUCUCACCAAGUUUGUGUGUCAGGAAACCCACUGUGAGGUUGCUGACGUCAACAUCUGCCUGUACUCGUUGGUGCACUGGGAGGACCCCAUGGACAUGGGCGUGGCCUCUCAGCCCUCUAGCUCUGUUGAAUCGGGCAGCAUCAAGGAAGGGCCCCUGCUCUACCGGGCCGGCAGCACCUACCUGGGCAAGGAGCUGUGGAAGAGCUGCUACCUGGCGCUCAGUAACGGCAUCCUGUACCAGUACCCCGAGAAGACUGACGUGACCCCGUUGCUGUCCAUCACCAUGGGCGGGGAGCACUGCGGGGGCUGCCGGCGGUCCAACAGCACCGAGCGGCCGCACGCCUUCCAGGUGAUCCUGACCGACCGCGCCCCGCUCGAGCUGAGUGCCGAAAACGAGCAGGACAUGGCCGAAUGGAUGCAGCUGCUCUGCCAGUCGGUCUCCAAAGGGGUCCGUAUCGCUGGUGCACCCCCGGCACCUUCACCAUCAGUGAUUCCACAAGGUGUCACACCUUCGCCCUGCAUCCCGUGCUGCCUUGUGGUCACAACCAGCAGGUUGCUGACGUGCCACCAGGACUGUCAGACCAGUUUCUUCCGCUCGCUGGGCGCCGCUGAGCUGUGUGAUGUCACCGCUGUCUGUUUGGAGGAUGAUAAGGCAUACUGUGUGAUUGAGUUUUCUGUGGAUCGGGCCAAGUUCCUUCCUCCCUGGGUUCUGUAUUUCAGUGGCUGUGAGGAGAGGGACCGCUUCCUGGAGGCACUAGAUAGGGCAUGGAAAGACAUCUUUCAGGUGUGUCUGCCGCGAAAGACCAUCUCCGAGCCGUCUGUGCAGAAGCGCUGCGGCGAGGCGCUGGCUCUCAUCCACAGCGCGUGGCAGCGCAGCGACAGCCUGCACCGCGGCCGCUUACAGAGAGAGCCCUGGUGCUGAGUGGGUGCUGAGGCCCUCAGCGCCCCAGCCACCAGACCCCCCCCCACAAACACACACACAGACGGUACCACCCUGGGCCAGAGUACGGAUCGAUGCCUGAGGACUUUCUGAAGUGUGCAGUCGCAGCUGCUGGCGUUGCUGCCAUGCGGCUCUGGGUGGGACUCUGUUUACACUUCUGCCUUGCACAAAUAUUCAGGCUUAUGUUCUGCUUAACGUUACUGCUUCGGGACGAGGGGGCACGAGGCUGAAGGAACACGCACCCUCUGUGCCACCAGGGAUCGUGCACCAAUCGGUGAACAAAUGUCAAGGUCAUGUUUGAACUCUAAACCACCAUCCUAAUUGCACCUAAGUGUAUAUAUGUACAUUCAACAUGUAUGAAAUACUGACAAGAUACCGAACAGUGGAGUCCAGUUGUUGUAGGGCUUUCAUACUGUAUGGCUGCCUUCUCCCUUUAUUUUAUCUGCUAGCUAAUAUUGUUACCUCACGUGAUGCCCAUCUUACACUCAGUACCUACUUGUCUGCAAGUGUUGGUAGUCGAUGAGGUUUGCGCAGUGAGUGAAUCUGCAAGAAAGUUUACAGCUUAGACUGUUACGUGGAUACAAGGUCUGCAUAUGAGGUGUGCCACAAUGGUGAUGGAUUGUGUUGCUUUUUAAAGCAGCUAGAAUUUUGUUUUUUUAAUCUGACAAACUGGGCAUACCACAGACACAUAAACAUUAAGGAGAGAGAAGAAAAUGAGAGAAUAUGCUUGCAUACAACUAAUUGCAAGAUUGCACAUUUCUUUUAACGUUCUCUUUUGUAUCUUCUUUUGAAGUAACUGGGUGAUGCUGUGUGUGGUUGUGUGUGAGGUUGUGUGUGUGUGUGUGUGUGUGAGUGUGUGUGUGAGAGAGAGGGAGAGAGACAGACAGAGAAUGUGGUUUAGAGCAUUUCAGUGUUUCUAAACAUUUGUAUGUCUUUGUAGGUUUAUUUGUAAUUCUGUCUAGAGACACGAGGGGCAGAAUGGGGAGCAAUAGUUGCAUAGGGGUGUUGUGUGUUGGCUCACGUUAGAUCUUAAAGAUAAUUAUUCACCAUAUCAGGCUAGCAUAUUACUCCCCUCUGCUUGGGGAGUGUGGAGUAUUGAGCACUAAGUAGUUCAUGGUAAAGUGCGAUGACGGAUGCAUCUUUCGUGCGAAGGUAAAGUAAAUCAAGGCACCACAAUCAAUGCCAGUGGGAUUAGGAAUCACAUUAGUAGGCUGCUGGUAGUGUCUGAGCAUUAUGUAUAUGAUGUGAUCUGUAACUAUGUAUUAGUAUGUAACAUAUUGAGGUACUUCACUUCAGUCUCCUGCACUGCAUGUAUACUGCACUAUAAGUGUGGCAGAAAUACAUGUUAAAAUAUUAACACUGUGGCAGAUAUUUGAUACACUUUUAGUUGACCGUCACUUGGAAGAGGUUUUGAUGUGUAGCCAUCGUUUUUGGUGUGAUGAAGGGGCACAGUUUUGUUGAAGGUAAAUGCAUUUCUGUGCUAAGCAGAAGAGGCAGAAGUGGUGAGAGGUAUGAAAUUUGGUCACGGGGGCGAAUUAUUAUGGAAUCUGAUGACAAAUGACCCGAAGGGUGACCCAGCCAUAGCUUGGUGCUUACAUUGACAUUAAUGAAUUUGCCUGGCAGUUUUAUCCCAAGUGACUAAACAUGUAGGGAAUGAAUAUGUUCUACGUCCACAUGGCCUCCCUGACAAGUGCUUGUCAUUCUUUAACAACAUUGCAUGAGCAUAUCAUUUAGUAUCCUCUUCUGCAUUCAGGUAUGUCCACAUAUAGGCACUAUACAUCUCUGGCUGAGACCAGAGGGUUAUACUUGGUAGUCGUCAUCCAUUAUAAUCUCCUUUUGCCAGUGCAAUAAUGCCGUUGUGUGCACGUGUUAAGGUACAUAAGGAGAAGGGAACAGCUGGCAUUCCUUGGAUGUCCAGAGAAGUUGUUAGGGCGCAUGUGAAGUAAAUGGCUAAGUGGUAUAAAAGAGGCUGUUUGCAUUUUACACUUGACAGCAUGGUGGCCUUCACAUAAUAAUUCAAUGUAGAAGACUGCUCCGUGUGUGUGUGUGUGUGUGUGUGUGUGUGUGUGUGUGUGUGUGUGUGUGUGUGUGUGAGAGAGUGUGUGAGAGAGAGAGAGAGAGAGAGAGAGAGCAUGUGAAUGCGGGAGUGAGUGUGUGUGUUUAUUUAGGACAUGCUUAUAAAUGUUGCCUUGUAGCCCGGCUUUGGAGGAAGCUGUCAUAUUUUUUUUCCAUUUAGAGUGUUCUGAGAUAUGCGAAAACCACAAAUGUCAGUGGAUGUGCGCCAUAUGAUAUCUUGAAUGUGUCUCAACAGUGUUUUCUUCGCUUGCUAUUUUGGGCUCUGUGUCAUUUUCACCCAUCUUUCAGACCCCAAACUUUCUGUGGUGUUGCUUUGAAAACAGAUAUUACACCUCAGGUUAGCAAUGAUGCACAAUAAAUGGAAACUCCAUGUAAACCUCCUCCAGAAUGUGUUCAGCUGUUCUGGUCUUUUGACUUCUCUCUUUACUUUGCUCUUUUUUUGUUUGUUACUUCUCAAGUUUGUUUUCUAGUCCCUUGCAAAUAUGUUGAGUGAGUGGACUUGAUUGCACACUGGACAUGGGGUGUGGUGGUGAUGAUGUUUUUGUUGAUGUGACUGCUAAGUAUAAAAGUUGAAGAUGAUUCCACAUAAUGAAGAUGGCGUAGAGACGAGACUAGAAAGAUCUGAAAUCUCAGGACAAUAACGAGACGUUUCCCAGUAUACUGCAGUUUGAGUGUUUGCACAUUGCUGGCCAAUGAUGGAUUACAUCUGUUAAAUGAUCAUGGGAUGGAGCAUUAGUUGUUUUGUUUUGCUGUUAUUAAGUUUUUGUAAUAUUUGUUUUUUAAAUAUAUAUAUUUAGUUGCCUUUUGCAGAAGGUGUAGUAAUGUGUAAUGGGAGGUGACUGUAUUCUAACACUUGAUCUCAGAUACACUAAAAGCUGCAUGUGCAGAAAUGUUUUUUUUUUUAACCUUGUGUUCAUAUGGUAAUUAAUGUAUAUAGAAAUCACUUUUGUUUUUGUAAAUGGGACAAAAUAUGAAUAAAGAAACCAAAAUUAA
Messenger RNA from Clupea harengus (Atlantic herring), 7262 nucleotides. It is a transcript of the gene plekhm2, whose product is annotated as pleckstrin homology domain containing, family M (with RUN domain) member 2. Gene Ontology annotation, molecular function: kinesin binding. Gene Ontology annotation, cellular component: endosome membrane. The record is from RefSeq and is a predicted model, not a curated record. Bases 1005 to 4175 code for a protein of 1056 amino acids. The transcript is spliced from 20 exons. Gene Ontology annotation, biological process: Golgi organization; lysosome localization; regulation of protein localization. Lineage: Eukaryota; Metazoa; Chordata; Actinopteri; Clupeiformes; Clupeidae.